Cetraspora pellucida is the source of this 324-nucleotide messenger RNA. The record is from the annotation of a GenBank genome assembly. Lineage: Eukaryota; Fungi; Glomeromycota; Glomeromycetes; Diversisporales; Gigasporaceae.
AUGCCUAUCUUGAAUGAUUAUAAUGAAGGUAAAGAAGAUGGGCACAGGCAUUUUGGAGCAAGUCCAGUACCUGAUAAUAUUAAAAGAAAAUGGUUAAUUGAAGUUGCUAAAAGAGGUGAAAAAGUAAAUAAUAAGAAUAAAGAAAUUUAUAAUAAAAAAAAAGUCAAAAGAAUUCCCUUUGCUAUCAUCGAUAAUCUGUAUUUUCAAGAUUUUUUAAAUCUUUUACAACCUAGUUAUACAUCACCACAUAAGGAUGCACUUUCAGGCUCAAUAUUUGAUAGAGAAAUUGCACAAAUUGUUGUUAAGUUGAAAGCAAACUUAUAA